CAAGACACUGAUGUGCUGUCACUCCUGACUCGCAUAGUAUUCUUUGUUCGACUCGUUUUGUGUGACGUUGAAACGAGAAGUUUAAUAUUUUUUUUUGCUACAGAAGUUUUAUAAAAAUUGUUAAAAUAAAAAACGAAUAAAGCGGUAGAGUUAUGAAUCCAAAGGAAAAUGUGUGUACUUCCAUCGACCCUGAAAUUUUAAGUAAGGCCAAGAAAGAGAUAGGCGAAGACGAUGAGAGAAUAGAUGCCACAUUGAAAAUCAUCAAAGAGUGGCUUAAGAAACAGCCUCAUUUAUCAUGUUCCCCAGAUGACAGGUUUUUCCUUAUGUAUGCUAGAGGUUGCAAGUAUAGCAUUGAGAAAAUAAAACGUAAAAUUGAUUUGUGCCUUACUAUGAGAGCAUUACUGCCAGAAAUCUUCAGCGGAUGGGAUGUUUUGAAUUCGAAUAUUCAAAAUGCUCUUAAAUAUGGCAUUAUGUUACCCUUACCUGGGUAUGAUCGCCUCGGACGUAAAGUAUUCGUUUACCGAAUGGGAUGCUUUCCACCUGAAAAAGUUAAGGUUGAGGAUUUAGAGAAAGCAUCGGGGAUGGUUGCCGAAGUUUUAGCCUAUGAAGAACCUGUGAUAUUUAUAACCGGCGUAGUAGUUAUUGUUGAUUUUGAAGGCUAUUCUUUAAGCCACCUCACCCAUAGACCGUUGUCGUUCAUGAAGAAGCAGGCAAAAUACUUCCAGGACGCAGGACCAGCAAGCCCCAAAUCUAUAAACUUUAUCAGAACUCCAACCGCAUUUAAUGCUGUCUACAAUCUAGUGAUGGGUAUUCUAAAUGACAAAAUGAAGCAAAGGUUAAAAGUACAUGGAUCCGAUUUUGAAUCUUUGUAUAAGGAAGUUCCAAAAGCUAUUCUUCCAUCGGAUUACGGAGGCGAAGGACCGUCAACUGCUCAAUUAACAGAUUUCUGGAAGAAAAAAGUAGAAGAUAAUCGGGAUUUUUUACUUCAACAGCAAAACUAUUUGGCAGAUGAAUCAAAGCGUUUUGGAAAGCCGAAAACAACAGAAGAACUUUUCGGUAUUGAGGGGUCAUUCCGGAAACUCGCUGUUGACUGAAGCCCUUUUGUUGUUUUUCAACACGUUUAAAUUUAACAAUGUGGAUUACUAGAUUUCUAUAGGGCUCUUCGGGAUCUGUUUUCUUUUGCCUUUUUAUCUGGCAACGCAGAAUGGCUGGACAUUUUUUAGCGCGAGAACGAGGAGAAGAGGGAGAAUGGGACGAAUGGGGGAGAAGAGAAAACGUGGGUCCCCUUUUUUUCGUACGCCCUCCUCCCUCCC
Messenger RNA from Daphnia pulex (common water flea), 1313 nucleotides. Its product is annotated as retinol-binding protein pinta-like. The record is from RefSeq and is a predicted model, not a curated record. NCBI's taxonomy places the organism in Eukaryota, Metazoa, Arthropoda, Branchiopoda, Diplostraca, Daphniidae. Gene Ontology annotation, molecular function: phosphatidylinositol bisphosphate binding. The transcript has 6 exons. Gene Ontology annotation, cellular component: membrane. The coding region runs from base 153 to 1094 and encodes 313 amino acids.